Molecule: messenger RNA, 1640 nt
Organism: Vitrella brassicaformis
Lineage: Eukaryota; Vitrellaceae
Source: the annotation of a GenBank genome assembly
AUGAGAUAUAUGCUGACAGAGAGUGACAUUGAUUUACUAGGCCGAUAUUCUAUGUCUUUCGCCGCCAGCCCACACACAUACUCAUGCUGCAUCACACACACUCAGACACGCCUAAAGACCUAUUUCCCAGGACACAAUCCAUCGAUCCACGGGGGCAUCAAUUGUCACUUGGCACAGAAGUCGGCAUAUCUCCUCUCAACCCCAUCAUAAUACAGCGUCCCCUGCAGCCGCUCAUCCGUCCACUGCGCAAAGGACGGCGGCCCGAUGUCAUUCCACCCCUUUGGCCACGUCUGGCCGGGGAAGUGCACCACUGCCGGCACAGACACAUAGUGGGCGUCCGGCCACUCGACCACCACACGCCCGCCCCCAGAUGCAGAGAGCAGCUCUUUCGCCCUCUUGCGGAUGGCCGAGGGAUCGGUGCUCGACAUAAAUGCCUCCGAUAAUGGGAGGGAAAAGGAUGGAUGGGAGGCGUUGUGUCGGUGGGGGUGGGGAUGAUAGUGGAGGUGUCUGUGGACGAGUGGCGUGUUGGCCGUCAGCGAGAGACGCGAGUCGUAAUCCAGCCGCAGACCGAACCGCUCCCGUGUCUCGUCGUUGAGGAAGAUGAAGUAUGACAUGGCCUGGUCCGAACCCAGAAAGGUCUCUUUCCCCGCCCCUGUGUCCAGCAGCUGCUGCUUGUACGCCAUAUACUCGCGAAAAGCGCCAAUGCGGCCCAGGUGGAGGCCCGCAUUGAUGAACCGGUUGCCGAAGGGGCUCUCAGCAAGGGAUGAGAGCAUGGAGGUCAGAUUGCCGUCGUGACUGAUGGCAACGGACCGUGUUUCUCGUGGAUUGGGCGGCAUCAGGCGGCAUACAUCUGUCUGUUGCUGCAGCUGCUUUGGCGCGCAGAGCGUCUCGGUGCUGACGAUUAGCCCUGAUGAGUUGACGGCGGUCGCAUACAGUUCCUUGAUCUGCGUCUCGUUGAACUGAAACCACACAUCCCAUGCACUGAUACACGCACACACACACACACAGAGCACACAUCGAUGGUGCCAUUCAUGGGUCGCGCACUCACUCCGACUCACUCGGCCAUGAGGAUGAGGUCAUCGUCAGGCAGCCCCUGCAGGUAGCUCUGUGGCAGGAGUAUCUUGACAUUCCCCGCCGUCCGGUUGAUGCCUCUCGCUUCGCAGUCGAUGUCGUCGCUCCCAAUCACCUCCAAUGCGAUGCUGUUGGCCGCUGCUGUGGCGAACGAGUUGCGGCACACGAAGGCCCAGUGAGUGUGGACGUCUGUGUCGCCGUCAAGCGUGGCCACCAUCACAACAUGCAGGCGUGGCUCGUCGGGCGAGGUCCUCUUAAGAGGGCUGCGGAAUCCGCCAUGCCGAUGCUUAACGACGGAUGACAGCUGACAUGGCAACAAGGACAACAUAGGACAACAAGUUGAACGACACUGCAAACUGAGUGUCUCACUGACCCACCUGUUGCUGCGGCGCUCUCUGCUCAUGGCCCUCCCUGGAGGCAGCCCACACGCACACGUGUCGAUGACUGAGACAGACCACCAGCACCACCUGCAGAGACGCUCGCAACCACGACAGCAUCAUUCGUCAGGCGGGGCAACAGAAAGUCGGCAGAGAGUGGUCAUGGGGGCGAGUUGCUCUGGGGGUCAGGAG